GACUGAUUGCAUCCGCGGCAUCCGGCAGUUGGGCCAGAAGUUUCUGGCGCGUCGCCCCAGCGCUUGCUGCUCUGUGUGACACAAAACAUUGCACCAGGACUUCACGAGCCAUAGCGUUGGAGAGUUUCGCUCCUGCAAGUGCGCAGGACUCCCCCAUUUUUGCGUUUUUCGCAUUUGAGGGCGAUAGUGGACUCUGAUACCGCACAGUGUUCACCAACGUCAUAUCUAUCUAAUUACAGAGCGGAGGUGCUCGGUGCGGGGCGUCAGCGUCAGUCGUCACAGUCCGCAACUCCCUUCAAAGAUCGUCCUCUGAGUGCAACGCCGAGUGUCUUGGUCAGUAGCUAUUGAGAAAUGCUUAGGCUCCUUACGCGGCUAGGCGUGGGCGCAAGCGACGGCGAUGGCGAACAGGUUGUGUCAACGGGCUCGCUGUCCACAAACCGGCUCGGCAGCCAGCCGGCUGACGUCGUUGAGGUGCUUUGUCGGUAUUUGGACAUGCGGGACAUUGUGGCGCUCGCUCGGACCUCGAAGCACCUCCACAGGGUGGCGUCAUCGCGCCGCGUGUGGGCGGACCUGCUGCAGCGCGCCUUCAGUCCCGAGGAACUGCCGCAGGACAUGGCGGCUGUCCUGUGCGGCACCGCGCCCCAGCUGCGCUCGGCGUACAGGCUGCUCAGCCUUCAGCGGCCGGCUUUCCUCUCGGACGCGCCGCGCACCUCAGAGAUCGUUGAGCACACCGGCUCGCGCUUCCGAAAGGUGCUGCACAUUGACGGCCGGCGGGACCUGAACUUCGCCAACGUGUUCCACAGCGUGCCUCCCGGGCAAUACGCCGUGGUGUGGCGCCUGCAGCUACAGCCGGGCUUCGUGCGCGGCUACUGCAACUUCAGGGCCGUGUUCAGCAGGCCCCGCAGCAGCAGCAGCAGCAGCAGGAGCUGCCGAGGCGACGGCGGCGGUGGAAAGGGCAGCAGCAGGGGCGCCGGUGGCGCGGCGGCGCGGGGCAGCGUCAAGAUGGGAUCCAGGCGGCUGCAGCUGCAGCAGCUGAUGGUUUGUGACGGGCAGCAGGCGCAGGCGCUGGAGCGGCAGCGGGAGCAGGCGGCUGCGGCGGCGGCAGCGGAAGAGGAGGAGCGGUUCGGGAGGAAGCAGCAGCGUGGGGGAGGCGAGGCUCGGUGGCGGCUGCAGCGGCAGCUGAAACGCUGGCUACCCGCGUCCUGCUUGCCUGGAGGGCCAGCUGGCAUGGUGGCGGCGGAGGAGGCGGCGCACGUGGACGACAUUGUGCUGGAGGGACAGGAGGAGGCGCAUCAGGAGCAGCGGGUGCAGGGGCUGCGGCCGGCCGCGACCGGGGCCGACCGCUCCUUUCGUGGCGGCUGUGCAGCCCGGCCAACACGUGCGCCUCUGGCUGCGACUGGCCCGGAACUGGAGGAGCGGGCGGCUGCAGUGGCGGCCGCAGCGGCGGGGGCGGCAACAGUGGCGCCGCCCCAUCCGGGCACGUCUGAAGGGCAGGCGCUGGAGGUGCUGGGGCCGCUGGCAGUUGCUCCAGCGCUGCAGGUGCCGGCGGUGCUGCCGCCGUAUGCCGCGCAGCACCCCGAGAUUGAGAUUGAGCCGGCGGCAGACCCCGCCGCCCCGCCGGCACCGCAGACGCCAGUGCACUUGCAGCAGCUGCCGCAGCCAGCCGCGCCGCCGCCGCGACCGCCGCCGCAGCAGCAGCCACAGGGGCCGGCGGCGCCGCAGCUGGCCCAGGCGAUGGGGCAGCUCAACACCGCGAACGUGAAGCGUGACGCGGCGUACGCGGCGGGCGCCGCAGGCGGCCCGCGCUAUGUGCACCGGCUGCUGACGCCGCUGUGGGGCGGCCACCGCAGCAGCUGGCGGCAGCUGGACCCGGCGGGGCCGCUGGGGCACGGCGUCUGGCGGCGGCUGCACAUGGGCGGGCUGACGGUGCGGCGGGCGGCGGAUGUGCACCUGCACGGCGUGCUGGUGCAGAUGCGGCCGGAGGGGCCGGAGGCGCUGGCGGCGGCGCUGCCGCCGGGGGAGGGCCGCUGGCGGGGGGCGCUGGUGGACUACGUGGAGCUGGUGCCGCUGCGCCCCCAGGGCCUCGCGGAGCAGCUGCUGCCAGACUGGCUGCGGCCCAGCCGGCGCAGCGGCGGCCUGGGGCGGGGGCUGGGGCGGGGCGGCUGCAGCGGCCGGGCGGCGCUGGUGGCGCCAGACCCGUUGAACGGCAUGAGCAGCGGCGGCAGUGGCGGUGGUGGCAGUGGGGGUGGCGGUGAUGGUGGAGUGGAUGCGGAUUCUGAGCUGGUGCAUGUGCCGGCGCUGUGAUUUUGGGAAGCUGCCGUACUGAUGGUGGUGCUGGCGGGUGGUGGUGGCGGUGGCGUGGCGGUGGUGGCGAUGAUGGCGAAUAGAGAUGGGGCCGGACGUGGGCAUCGAGUACAUGGGAUGCCAGCAUUCCGGUGGAAAUUUUGCUGUUAGUGCUUUGCGUAUCCGGAACCGCGGGAGUGCAUGCUGUGUCCGUGUGACCCAGUGAUGAGAUUACUACGGUAUACGAGAAUUUCAACUUGACGACGGCAUGGCUGGCGACUACUCAGCACAGCACCCUGCAUGCACCCACCCCACGCGCAAUUCAAUGCCUUACCUGCGCCCUUGGUUCCAUUGCAAUGCUUAUAUGGUCGCUCAUUCUCAUCUGUUCUUGCGGGUAGCCUCAUCGUUGCACGUAUUCUUUGUAGUUUUGUAGCGCUAGGCUGAUUCGGUCCGGUGCUCACACGUGGCCUUUGACGUUAGCUGGCGUUGGCGGCGUCCAGCUUUCGAAGCGCACAACGCACAUGUCGUGGAUAGUAUUUAAUGUGCGUGGGCUUGAGUUGCUGCUAGCUUGCGGUUGCGCACAUGGUCUUGGCCGCCGCUGACGUGCCCGUGUUGUUUCGUUGAAGGGUGGUAGCGGCGUUUGGGUGGGGUGUUGCAGGAGAUACCAUGCUACUUGGUGCGUCUUGGUGUGCGUUGGAAAUGCCUCGUCUGUCAGCGAACUGGUCAGUCGCCCCUGCAAAUGCAUUGCGCGAAUUGCGGGGGAUUGCAGUUCGUUGUUGUACUUCGCAAUCGCAACUCCGGGAUGCUGCGCACGUUUUGGUUCUAGUCCCAAUCGAAGGGCGAACGCUCGACGAGUAAUGCGCCUCGAGGCUUUAUAGGAGAGUAUGCUGGUAGUCUUGCAGCCGAAGAAAGCAAUAGACUCACUUGAGCCCUACGUGUCACCGGCACGGUUUCAAUUGCUGCACUAACAGGCACGGGACCUGGACGGACCAUGAGGGCCCGCGAGGCGGCCGGGCAGCCCAAGCUUGUCUUGCUCUUCGCAAACGGCUGCGCCUUUGCAGCUGUACUAGUAGACGCCGGGUGCGCGACAUGGCAUCGCCUCGUGCCCGGAGAGACGUGCCGUAAGGUCGCACGAGCCGCGAACAUCUCUGGAGCGACACUGCGGGCCAUGAACCCCAAUCUGAAUUGCUCGCGGCUGGCAGUUGGCCAGGAGCUGUGCACAUCUUUAGAGCAAGGUGAGGCCGGUGGUCAACCCAGCACGCAUGCUGUGCCCGUCCCAGGGUUGGUCUAGCGCCGACGUGUCAGUCAGGCUGUGGCAGGAGGCAGACGAGGCAUGACGCACAGGCGCAGGAUCGAUGUCGCAAGUUCCUUUACCUGUUC
This is a messenger RNA of Chlamydomonas reinhardtii, 3663 nucleotides long. RefSeq lists its product as uncharacterized. The transcript has 6 exons. The record is from RefSeq and is a predicted model, not a curated record. Bases 352 to 2304 code for a protein of 650 amino acids. NCBI's taxonomy places the organism in Eukaryota, Viridiplantae, Chlorophyta, Chlorophyceae, Chlamydomonadales, Chlamydomonadaceae. Gene Ontology annotation, molecular function: protein binding.